AUGCUUCACACCUCUUACCAUGCCGACUCCGAUGCGGAUGACGAGUACGAGCGCAGCGUGAUCACUUCGCCGCACCUCCAAACAGAAUUUGAAGCCUCUCCCAUUGAUUCCGACAUCCCUUCAUCCGAACACACCCCGACCAAGUUCGGCUACCCCAGCGAUGGCCCGCGCACCCCGCGUUCAAUCAUAUCAGAAUGGACAGCAGAUGAAUGUAUCGAGUUUUUGACGUCGCUUGGCCUUCUCCAGUAUUGUGGAACCUUCCGAGAGAAUGGAAUUGUGGGCGAAGCACUUAUCGCGCUCAAGCAUGAUGAACUGAAGGAAAUGGGCAUCAACAGUGUGGGGCACCGUUUGACGAUUUUGAAAAGCGUCUACGAGAUCAAAAUCCGACAGCAGGUUCCCCUGGAUGUUGACCACUAUAUCCCGCUCUCGGCCGACCAAAGCAUGAACGAAACUGCGUCCCAAGAUGACCUUGCCCGUCUCAUUCAAUCGAUUCAGCGUCGGGAUGAAACAAUCAUCACAGUACAGGCGGAAAUGCGCCGCCUUACGGAGGACUACCGCCGAUUAAGAGAGGAAAUUCUCCCCGUUAUCAAAAUCGCCAAAGAUCGAUCUCAGCCGCUUCCCCCGCCCUCUUCCUUGAACCAGUCCUCGGACACAUACCACGACGGUUCAACUCUGACAUCACCAUCCCAACUCACCCUCGUAGACAAUCCCUCAUCAUCAAAACUGAGCCGGGCCUUCUCCAAGCGCACGUAUGGCGGAGGUACAACACCCAAGACCAACUCACCGACACACAUCCCUCCUGCUGUCUAUGAAGGGCGGAGCUACUCUGAAGGAGCUACUCUGGAUCCAUCUGCCGCUGCCGUGGCUGCUUCUUCACACCUCACUGCUUCAAUGAAUGGGGGAUUACAGCACUCACCUGGAGUCCCAUCACCAACUUCUCCGAACGCCCACACCUCUCAACACCAGACACUCAACCCGCGGUCUUACUCUCAACCCAACUCCAACUCCAGACACGAUCACUCAGAGGAGAUAUCAAGAACCUCGUCCCGAACAGAUCGGCUUACUCCCAGCCAGCAGCCACCUCGAACGGAAACACCAUCCUCUGCAUCCCGCACGGAGAAUCGCAACACGGGCGAACCCUCCAGUGUGGAAAUUUUCAAAUCUUUCCGCGUAUCUUGGGAGGAUCCAUGUUACAAGGUCCUUCCUGCUGCUUUAAAGAAAUACAACAUUCACUCCGACCCGAAGAACUACGCACUCUACAUUGUUUAUGGCGACCAGGAACGGUGUUUAGCAUUGGAUGAGAAACCUCUUUUGCUCUUCAAACAACUUGAGAAGGAAGGUCGGAAGCCGAUGUUCAUGUUGCGGAAAAUUCACCCGGACAAUCCUACCACCUACCCACCCAGUGGGUCGGCGCCCAACAGCGCUGGAUUCGAGGGUGGACGCCAAGGGCAAAUCAAUUUACCGGGAGGAGUUCUGUGA
Messenger RNA from Penicillium cinerascens, 1479 nucleotides. RefSeq names its product adaptor protein STE50. Lineage: Eukaryota; Fungi; Ascomycota; Eurotiomycetes; Eurotiales; Aspergillaceae. The record is from RefSeq and is a predicted model, not a curated record. Gene Ontology annotation, biological process: signal transduction. The coding region runs from base 1 to 1479 and encodes 492 amino acids. The transcript has 3 exons. Gene Ontology annotation, molecular function: protein binding.